UCCAAGGGUGGGGCUGGGAGAUCCGAGCUCAGGAGCGCGGACCCGCCCUGGUCACAGGGUGGUCCCUCCACUGCGCGGCGAUUUGCCGGCAGGGAGGGCGCGGCCGGAGCUCCGCCUGGGUUGUGGUUCCUGGAGAAGGACGGGGGGAGGGCCCUAGCGGGGGUGAGGAUCUGUGGGCGUCUGUGGCCCCCGUUCCAGGCGGGAGUGGAGCCUCGGGCGAGUUCCGGGCGGUGCUGGGUGCCGGCCACCUCCAGACCAGCGCGGCCCCGCUGCGGUCCAGCUCAUCGGGUGUGACCAGCCGCCUCCCCUCCCCUCCUGUUCCUCCACAUUCUUCUCUCUGUUCCUCCUUCCCUCUGUCCCUCCCUUCUUUCUUUCUGCAUUUCUUGCAUUCUUUUUCUUUUUCUUGUUUUUCUUUAACAUCUUUCAUCUGUUCUUACUCAUGGACUCCUGUCUCUGUUUCGCUGUGCUUAAUCGCUCAGUCGUGCCUGACUCCUUGAGACCCCAUCGGCUGUGUGUAGCCCGCCAGGCUCCUUCGUCCAUUAGAUCCAGGUGAAAUCCAGGCAGGAAUACUGGAGUGGGGUGCGGUGCCCUCCUCCAGGGAUCUUGGGGAUCAUCCCAACUGAGGCCUCCGCUGUUGCAGGCGGAUUCUUUACCAGCUGAGCUACCAGUGGGGCCCUCUCUCUCGCGUGAAAGAAAGAGUUUCCUUCCCGUUUGGGCUCCGCAGCAGCCACAGAAUGGAUUCCACACUCCCCCUAUACGCCAGCUCCCUGGCUCCUGCUCCCACUAACUCUGCUGAGGGAUUUGAGGUCCAAACUGCCCUCUGCAGCCCGCUCCCCAGGGCAGCCCGGGGUGCUGCCUUCCUGUCCUCCUCCAUCCUCCCCAGGUCCCUGGUCCCUCUCUCAUGUCUGGUUCUCCCAGGACAUCCAGAUUGUCGGGUCCCAGUCUCUUGGCUUUUCCUCUCACUACCUCCAAACAUUGGAAAUUCCCAGAACGAGGUGGAUUUCCCCACCCCCACCCCCCCUUAGGCCUCCACUUUUUCUUUCUAAUUUCACCCAUUUACCUAGAGGUUCCUGGAAUGAGGUGCAGACUGAGGGCUGUCAGUCUUUUGCUCUAGAGCUUUUAGUCAUCGCAAGCCCCCUCUCUAUGUUGACAAACACCCCUGGGCUGUCUUUGUCACAGGAUCCCUUGAAAUGGUAUGUUCCACUCAUCUCAAAUGGAAUGUAGCACCUUCCCCAUUCCAAGCUGAUUCAUACACCUUCCUGUGGUUGGUGUCCCACCCUUCGGGUGGAUUAGCUAAGAGCCUCAGCAUGGGACUCUGUCCUCCUUGUCCUCGGGUGACCAGCCCCCCAGCCUGGAAGUUCUGUCUUCCACUCUCUAGUGCAGACCUUUCCGCUGUGUUUGGGAGGUGCUGGUCAGUAGCAGGGAUCCCCAGUUUUUUUCUACACCAAACCAUGAGCCCCAAUAUUUUUCUAAAACUCAUAUAAAACAUUUGUUUGAGAACAGUACCUGGCUUCCUAGAUCAUAGCUCAUGUUCCAAACUCUCAAUCUGGUAUGUGGGCCACCUCUUUCUGGUCUCAUGCCCCGUGUCUCUCAUAGGAAACUGAGCUCACGUGCUUCCUGGGCCCCAUGCGGACCCGGCCCUUCCUCUCCAUCCUGUGCACCUGCUGGCCCUGACACUCUGCCUUCCAGAGCUCCUGCCCAGUCUUUGAGAACCAGCUUACUGCUCCCCUUCUCCUGGGCUUCUGCAGACAAUUCUUUCUGCUUUACUGUUGGCGUCCUUAGCACUUUGUUGUUUAUCCUGGUAUAGAGUGCAAAGCUGGCUUGAAACUGAACAUUUAUGCCUGCGUAUCUCCCCAAGGGUGGGAGCUCCCCGUCAGGAAUUAUGGCCUAUGUUUUUUACCUUGUUUUUUUUUUUUUUCUCCAGAAUCUUACAAGGAAAGUUCAACAUAAAUGAUCUUUGAACAAAUUCCCUUUCGGAUGUAUGUAUGUGUUAGAGGUAGAGGGUGGAGCAGGGAGGUGGCCGGCAUUCAGGGCCCCAGGAGAAAAAGAUGCUGAAUACAGUCUGUCCUCCAUUCAUUCAGAGGUUCCACUUCUGCAGAACCCACAAGAGACUGCAAAUAAAAAUCUUAAGAUGACCAAUUGCCUAAAACCUCCACUGAUGAAUGCUCUCUGUGAAGCAAACGGCACUUUUGCCAUCAACUUAUUAAAAAUGUUGGCUGAAGAGGACCACUCGCGACACGUGUUCUUCUCUCUGCUGAGCCUCUCCUUUGUCCUGACCAUGGUCUUAAUGGGGGCUGAGGGGAACACGGUGGCCCAGAUGUCCCAGGCACUUUGUCUGAAUGAAGGUGGAGAUGUCCACCAAGGUUUGCAGUCAUUCCUCAGGGAAGUGAGCACGCCCGGCCCACAGAGCCUGCUCACAACUGCCAACAGACUCUUUGGGGAAAAGACGUGUGAUUUCCUGCCAAAGCUAAAAUGUUUGAGGACAGGAGAUGGGCAAAGGAUGGGAGCCAAUUGCCAGGCACAUGAUAUCAGAAAACAAGUUUUCAUGAGGAAUCCUGCCAGAAGUUCUAUCAGGCUGACCUGGAGGUCCUUUGCUGAAGACACCAAAGAAUGCAGGAAACACAUAGACGACUGGAUGAUGGAGAAGACGGAAGGUAAGAUAUGAGAUACUGGGGGCUGAGACAGUCUGUCCUCUGAUUAAGCUCAUCCUGGUGAAUGCCAUCUAUUUCAAAGGCAAGUAGAAUGAUCAAUUUGACAGAAAGCACAGAAGGGGAAUGCCCUUUAAGACUAACCAGGAUGUAGAUCAUGGGAUUCAACAAAGGAAUGACUAUUGUGUAGAAGACAGAGGCCAUUUGUCUGUGUCAAGGGAAUGGUUUGAUUUGGGCUGCAGAUACAUGAAGAUCAGAGCCCCGUAGAAUAUAGCAACAGCAGUCAGAUGAGAACCACAGGAUGAGAAUUCUUUUCGCCUCCCUUCUACAGAUUGGAUUCUCAGGAUGGCAGCCACAAUGUAUAGGUAAGAAAUGAGGACUGUGGUCAAAGAGCUGAUUAUGUUGAAUCCAGCAAAGAUAAAAAUCAAGAUCUCUUUGAGACUGGUGUCUGAGCAGGCAAGGGCCAUCAAAGGGACAUCAUCACAAUAGAAUUGAUUAAUAUCACUGGGGCCCUAGCAGAUCAGUUGAAAAGUAACAGCUGUGUGGAGGAAAGCAACAGAAAAGCUGUAUCAGUAAGGGCCUGCUACCAGUUGCAUGCACACCUUUUGGGACAUGAUCACCAUGUAGAGAAGAGGAUUGCAGAUGGCCACAUAGCGGUCAUAAGCCAUGACUGCAAGAAGGAACGUCUCCAAAAUCAGGAAGUUCAGGAAAAAGCCCAGCUGUGCACACAUGCAUAGUGAGAUAUGGACCUAUGCUUGGUUAGGAGGAUCUCCAGGAACUUUGGGGCUAUUGAUGAGGAGUAACAAAAGUCUACAAAGGCCAGACUACUGAGAAAAAAAGUACAUGGGUGUCUGAAGGUGAGGAUCCAACUGGAUUAAGGAAAUCAUGCCAACGUUUCCCACCAGAGUUAGAGAAUAUACCACUAAAAUGAGAAGAAAGAGGAGGAUUUCAGUCUCUCUCUGGACUGGAAAACCCAAAAGAAUGAGUUCCAUCACCUGGUAAUAUUCUCUUCAAUCAUUUGUUCUAGUCUCUGAAGUGCUGAAAAGAGACAAGUUAAAGACAGAUAAGUUAUCAGGAGUAAGGAAUUGUCAUCAGAUGCCAAAACUGAUGUUUUGUGUGUGAUGUAUGUGUUUUAACUUGAGACAUUAUUGCUUAUUGAAGCAGAAUAAGUGAAGUCGCUGAGUCGUGUCCGACCCUUUGCGACCCCAUGGACUGUAGCCUACCAGGCUGGUCCAUCCAUGGAAUUUUCCAGGCAAGAGUACUGGAGUGGGUUGCCAUUUCCUUCUCCAGGGGAUCUUCCUGACCCAAGGACUGAACCCAUGUCACCCGCAUUGCAGGCAGACGCUUUACCAUCUGAGCCACCAGGGAAGUUCCCCAGAAGUCCUGAAGCAGAAUAUCAGAACAAAUACAUAUAUCCCCUCUCAAACUCUCCUGUCUGACUAUUUAUAAUUUUCUGAAGCGAAAAAUUGAGGUUUAAUAAAAAUAAUGUUUAUAAAUAUAUGUAAUAUUUUAGGUUUAGAUUAUUUUUAGUCAUAUUAAAUAAUAGAGUAAAGACAUUUUAAAAU
Messenger RNA from Bubalus bubalis (water buffalo), 4213 nucleotides. Its product is annotated as serpin B8. The transcript is spliced from 7 exons. Bases 1982 to 2665 code for a protein of 227 amino acids. Gene Ontology annotation, cellular component: cytoplasm. Gene Ontology annotation, biological process: negative regulation of endopeptidase activity. NCBI's taxonomy places the organism in Eukaryota, Metazoa, Chordata, Mammalia, Artiodactyla, Bovidae. Gene Ontology annotation, molecular function: serine-type endopeptidase inhibitor activity. The record is from RefSeq and is a predicted model, not a curated record.